Ceraceosorus guamensis is the source of this 1845-nucleotide messenger RNA. RefSeq names its product DNA glycosylase. Gene Ontology annotation, biological process: base-excision repair, AP site formation. Lineage: Eukaryota; Fungi; Basidiomycota; Exobasidiomycetes; Ceraceosorales; Ceraceosoraceae. The coding region runs from base 161 to 1393 and encodes 410 amino acids. The record is from RefSeq and is a predicted model, not a curated record. Gene Ontology annotation, molecular function: mismatch base pair DNA N-glycosylase activity. The transcript has 3 exons.
CAUCCAUCGUGAACCUACCUUGAGUAUUGUCACUCCGCAAACAGGACCGCGCUUCACCUAUCUUGACGUCUGUCAGCAACGAACGCCUAGGGUGCGGUGAUCCAGAAGAGUUGCGGCCUUGACAACCACAGCGAACAGGCUUUCGACAAGUGGUCAGACAAUGUCAUCCUCUCCGCCGCCAGCUCGACUGCCGUCCAGCUUCAUUGAUGCUCAUUUGUAUCCAUCAGCCAAGAGAGAGACUCGUGCAUCCAGAGGCGCGGUCAAAGAGGAGCUCGAGGUCUGUAUUCAUGCCAGAUACGACAGUCUGAGGAGGUCGACGCGCGCCAAGCAGUCGAGAAUCAGGACCACUCCAGCGAGCGAUGCCAGGUCCAAAUUUGAAAAGGACGAAGCUGCCAAUAAUGUCCCGGAAGCCAACCCUCAAGCAGCAGCUACUAUGCGAGGCCAUAAGCGUAUCAAAUUGGAGCAAGGUGGAGGUGAGAAUGACUCGGGGGACUCCUCUGGCCACGCCCAAGCGGAAGAAAUCUCCAUCCUUCCGGGUCUGCCCGAUCAUUUGGGCAGCCAGCCAGGAGACGUUGACAUCCUCAUGUGCGGCAUCAAUCCUGGUCUGACCUCGAGUCGCGUGGGGCAUCACUUUGCGCACUGCACCAACCACUUCUAUCCAGCACUGUAUCGAUCUGGCCUUACACCAACGCGCGUUUCUCCGCAGGAAGAUGCUUCGCUCCAAUACCAAUCUGCGCCCUAUCCCAAGCUCGGUCUCACAAACCUCUGCGCUCGUCCGACAAGGGACGCCGGCCUACUCAAACCGGCGGACUACGCAGCAGGAGCUCCGAUAUUGGUACAGAAAGUGGCCCAGGUCAGACCUCGAAUCGUCACAUUCGUAGGCAAAGGCAUCGCCGAGACUUUUCAGAAGGGCGUAUUUGGCAGAGUAGCAAAGCAGACUACGAAAGCUCAAUCCGAAGAAACGAAAAAGGCACCAAGCAAGCAGGAGGGCCAAUCGGUGUCGAGCAAAGAAGAGGGACUUGCGACUGCUGAGCGGAUGAGUGUCCGGGUGCCUACUUGCACGCCCCUCGCGAGGGAUCACAAUGGGCUCGGUCUACAGGACUACGUGAUCGUGCCCGAGCUCAAUGCGCACACAGCUCCUAAAUUAGCCACGGCGGAAAAUCCUGUGCUCUUCUGGUGCACACCUUCGACUUCCGGCAGAGUGACGACGCACGACUUAGCCGGGAAGGUGCAUUGGUUCGAAGGGGUUCAGGUGCUAGAUCAGCAACUGAGAGGUUUGGUGAAGGCGAGCGAAUGGAUGGAUGUCGAUGUGCGCGUAGUCAGGCCGCCCACGACGCCCCUCAAAGUCAAGGUCGAGCCGAUCGUGAAGGACGAAGCGGCGCAGCUAGCCUGACGGAAGCAUGCACACCACACUCGACGCCAGUCUAUGGCCCUCUGUUUCUUCGCCUUUGGCUCAUCAAGCCGAGCGCGGAGUAAAUGGUCGGAUCCCUGCUCGAGCGUCAUCCUGCAUCGUUGGCGCUGUCGCUCCGCACACCAUACGAUCGAGGCGAAUGUCGAUGGCGUACCCGAAAUCGAGCACGAGCCUCACCGCCGUGGGCUCCAGCCAACGAAUCCUGAGCUGAGACAUCCAUGAAUCGUCAUUUGGUCAUGAAGCUGUCGUCAAGGACACGGUGAUUCGUACCUCGGCGUGCGACCGUGUACUAAAGCUCCUCUCUUGCCCUCAAGCGGUAGUCCUCUCUUCGAGGGUAGUCCUCAAGAGUAGCCAGCUUCCAGAGGCAACUGGUGCGGCGGGGCCCUCCUGAAAUUGAGACAACCUUCGCACGACGAGCAAUUUGAAUUCAUGGG